This is a messenger RNA of Durio zibethinus, 3417 nucleotides long. NCBI's taxonomy places the organism in Eukaryota, Viridiplantae, Streptophyta, Magnoliopsida, Malvales, Malvaceae. The record is from RefSeq and is a predicted model, not a curated record.
AACAAGGUCAUUGGAGGGGAUCUGAAUCAGAUGCAAUGGAGAUUCCACGUUUCCAUGUCACCUUACAAGAAGAAACUCACUUCCGGUCAAACCAAUAGUCCAAACAAAACACUCUCUCCCUCCAACCAAACUAAUAACUCUAACCUCUCUAAUUGAGAUGUCAUUGUUCACUUCCCUUCUUUCAUGUCUUCUCUUUCUUUCCUCCUCUUCCUUUUACUCCUUUCAUUUCACACGCAACAUGCAAUCUUUGUCACUAAAUCUCCACCGUAUGAGCCUUUUUCAGGUUCCAGCAUUGAUACUACUUCAAAAUUUCCCAUUUCACGUACUGAAACAUUCAAAACCCAUUCCAUAUCCAGGGAGUUGGAGUCCACCAAUGUUAUUAUCAGAGGAAACGCAACUAUUCGUAGCGUUAACGGUACUUUCGAGAUGGGUUUCUUUAGCACAAAUGGGGAAUCCAAUUGGUAUUUAGGAAUCUGGUACUCUUCUAUCCCUACUCAAACACGUGUUUGGGUUGCCAAUCGUGAAAAACCCAUAAAAAAUAUCACUCAAUCUUCACUAGAAAUCACUGAAACAGGGCAGUUAGCAGUAAAGGAGUCGCUAGAUUCAGUCGUUUGGCAGAGCACCAACAGGGAAAUAGCAAAAAAGUUUGAUCUUUUAGAGAGUGGAAAUCUGGUGCUGUAUUCAUCAGAAGGGUCAAAAAUAUGGCAAAGCUUUGAUCACCCAACGGAUACGUGGCUGCCAGGGAUGAGCAUCACCGCCCAACGAUCUUUAACCUCUUGGAAGAGCUUGUUUGACCCAUCUCCAGGACAUUUCUCUUUAAGGCUAAAACCCCAAAAGUUCAACGAGUUUGAGCUAGUUUAUAAUUCAACCAAUGUGUAUUGGUUCACAGGGAACUGGACGGGGACAGCUUUCGCCAAAGUGCCACAAAUGACUAUCCCUUAUAUCUACAAGUUCCAUUUCUCUAACCCUUACUUGCCGACAGCGUCGUUUUGGUACACAGAAAGAGCGCUGGAUAACGGAUUGGGACCGCCUUUGACAAGGUUUCAGAUUGAUGUUAACGGGCAGCUGAAGCAAUUCACAUGGUCAGCACAGGCAGAGAAUUGGAACAUGUUUUGGUCAGUACCGGAGGAUAAGUGCAAAGUUUACGGUUUGUGCGGUAAUUUUGGGUCUUGUGUAAGUACAUCUUUAAAACCUUGUGUUUGUCUUAAUGGUUUUAGGCCUGUGGAUAAUGAGGGUUGGAACUCUGAGGAUUUUACUAGUGGUUGUAGACGAGAAAGUGGUGAUUUUUGUGAGGAUAAAGAUGGAUUUGAGGAGGUAGGUGAUGUAGGGUUUGAUGGAGGGACUGCGGUGUCGUUCCAAGGUACUAGGAGUACUUGUGAGAAAUCUUGUCUGAGUACAUGUUCUUGUAUUGGGUUGUAUCAUAAUGGGAGGACGAAUCUGUGUAAGAAUCUGUAUGGGUCUUUGUUGAAUUUGAGAAAUUUGAGCUAUGAUUGUAUGAAUGACGGUGUCUUUUAUAUUAGGGUGCCAAGAGGAAUUGUGAAGAAAAAUGUGUCUAAAGCCAUGGUUUUGGUUGGUAGCAUUGUUGGGUCUAUUGCAGCUUUAGGGUUCAUAGGGGCGAUUUUGUUGCUUUUGAAGAAGAGAAGUGAGAAGAAGAAUGGGAAGGAUGAAGAUGGUGUUUUUCCAGGAUUGAAUCUCAAGGUAUUCACUUACAAAGAGCUAAAUAGUCUGACUCGAGGGUUUUCAGAGAAACUGGGACAUGGUGGAUUUGGUGCGGUCUUUCGAGGUGAUUUAUCAGAUUCUACUCCUGUUGCUGUUAAACGCCUUGAAAGGCCGGGGAGUGGUGAGAAAGAGUUUCGGGCAGAGGUGCGCACAAUUGGCAACAUUCAACAUGUCAAUCUUGUGAGACUCAGAGGAUUUUGCUCUGAGAAUUCUCAUAGAUUACUAGUUUAUGAUUACAUGCCCAAUGGUCCACUGAGUGCAUACUUAGGCCGAGAUAGUCCUAAUUUGUGCUGGGAUGUUAGGUUCCGGGUGGCAGUUGGCACUGCAAGAGGUAUAGCAUAUUUACAUGAGGAAUGUAGGGACUGCAUCAUUCAUUGUGAUAUCAAACCUGAAAACAUUCUCUUGGAUAGUGAUUACAUGGCAAAGGUAUCAGAUUUUGGAUUAGCAAAGCUAGUUGGCAGGGAUUUUAGCAGGGUAUUAGCCUCAAUGAGGGGUACUUGGGGCUAUGUUGCCCCAGAAUGGAUAUCCGGUCUGGCAAUUACACCAAAAGCUGAUGUUUAUAGCUAUGGGAUGACAUUGUUGGAAUUAAUUGGUGGCCGCAGAAAUGUGGAGGCACCACAAUCUGCAGUAAACGCCAAUGCUUUUGGUGAGAACGGGAAUGGGGAGAAGUGGUUUUUCCCUCCAUGGGCGGCACGCCAAAUAAUCGAGGGAAAUGUGGCUGCAAUUGUGGACAGUAGACUUGAUGUAGCAUAUAAUGUUGAGGAGGCUGAGCGUCUUGCUUUGGUAGCAAUCUGGUGCAUACAAGAUGAAGAGGAAAUGAGGCCUACAAUGGGUAUGGUAGUAAAAAUGUUAGAGGGAGUGGUGAAAGUGACCAUUCCUCCACCACCAAAACUGAUACAGGCACUAGUUGCCGGAGAGUCUUAUCAUGGGGUUAGAAUGGAUUCUGGCGUGUCUACAGCUGGUGGAUGCUCAGACUUUAAAGUUGGAUUUUCAAGUGCUGGUUCACGGUCAUCUCUUGGUAACCUCUCUUCCCCGUGGGACGAGAAUUUGGAAGUCUAAUUGACAAGAGUAUUAGUUGAAUACAAAGUCAUUGUAUCUGCUUCCCUAUCUAUUUUCCAAUGUUUUUUUUUUAAUUAGCCUUUUAUUUUCAAUCUGCUUUCGUAUGUUAAAAAUAUACGAGGAGAUGCUAAUGAUCAUCAUGCAGAUGAAAAUCGAGUCACUGCUUCUGAAAGUUCUACCAUCAUGGGAUUUCAAAAUGAUUUGAAAUUCUUCUCUAUUUAAAAGCCCAAUCAAUGUAGUAGGAAAAAAACAAAAAAGCACUGCUCUUUAUAAUUCUUUCACAUGUCAAAAACUUUAGGCUUACACAGUUGAUCUGUGGAGAAACCUUGACAAUGUGGACAUGUUAGUUGGAUUGAGCUUCUCUUCCUACAGAGCCAGUUUUUUGGUCUCAACCCAAAAAAACACUCUGGGCUUGCCCACACGUUUAAUCGUUCAACCAGAAUCUUUUAGAUACGAAAUGUCAUCCAUGGGAGAUAAAGUGAGAAUGGACCAUAAAAGGAAAAUGCUCAUGUUCUUAAAAUAUGGCUGGGAAGCAAAAAUCCUUACCUCCGAAUCAAGAGGUCCCACCGGAGGGAAUUAACCCAUGUCACCAUUAUUUCAUGGAUUGCGUAGCACCAGAUCCGGAACCCCUCGAGCAAC